Messenger RNA from Helobdella robusta, 2290 nucleotides. RefSeq lists its product as hypothetical. The record is from RefSeq and is a predicted model, not a curated record. The transcript has 4 exons. NCBI's taxonomy places the organism in Eukaryota, Metazoa, Annelida, Clitellata, Rhynchobdellida, Glossiphoniidae. The coding region runs from base 1 to 789 and encodes 262 amino acids. Gene Ontology annotation, cellular component: plasma membrane. Gene Ontology annotation, molecular function: water channel activity. Gene Ontology annotation, biological process: transmembrane transport.
AUGGCGAAUCACUGUGAAGAAAUUAAAACGCCGGCCUUCUGGAAAGCUCAAUUUGCAGAAUUCUUCGGAACGGCUAUUUUAGUUUUUAUUGGAUGUGGAUCAACCUUACCGCUAGAAGGGAUGAAGCGACAUGAUCUGGAGAUUUCUACGGCAUUCGGUUUGGCCGUAGCAACGUCUGUUUGGAUCUUUGGACACGUGAGUGGAGGCCACAUCAACCCGGCUGUCACACUCGGGUUCAUCAUCGCAAGGAGGAUUUCUGUCCUUAAAGGAUUUUUCUAUAUGAUCUUCCAAUGUUUGGGUGCCCUGGCUGGAGCUGCUGUACUUUAUGCUUGCGUUGGGGUGAAUGGCAAAAGUAUCGGAGCCACAAGUAUCAUCAGUCGCAUGGGUUUUAUGGAAGCUCUUGGCGUGGAAACCAUCAUAACCUUCGUUCUCGUCAUGACAGUGUUUGCUUCGUGUGACGUCAAACGCAGAGACCUUGGUGGAUCCAGACCACUGACCAUUGGCAUCUCUGUCCUCAUAUGCCACCUGGCCGCUAUACGAUCGACAGGUGCCUCAAUGAACCCCGCCAGAUCAUUCGGCCCUGCUGUCAUUGAUAACUAUUGGCAAAACCACUGGGUCUACUGGGUGGGCCCGAUGGUAGGUGGAUUGAUUGCGGCCACUGUGUACGAGGUCAUCUUCGCCAAGGAUGCUGAUCCCAGAGACUUCUGCUGUUUCACCAUUGAGAGGGAGCAGCCCGCCCAACACAAAGAAUCAGAGAAAGAGAAGGAGAAGGAGAUGCAGCCGGUCUAAAGAAGAGACCAGAGUAUCGAAUGCGAUUCUUCUGAAGAAUACUCUGUCGUUACGUCGGACAUUGUUGACGCAUUGAAGUUUUUAUGAAUUGAAAUGUUUUUCAUUGGUAUUAACUCAGUAUUAAAUGCGUACGUAGUCUUAUUUAAAUUUUUGUAACCUUCAAUAUUUUAAAUAUUUCACUUUUUUAUAUUAUUUUUUAUCACUCAAGAGGCCAUUCGUCCAAUCAUUUUUGUUGUCCAAUUGUGAUUUAUUUCCAUGUACUUUUAUUCAGAGAGGAAUGAAACACAUAAUGCAACUAUGGUUUCAAAAAAACUAAGCAUCAUAUUUUGUAACAGAAGUAAUGAACUAUCUCCCUUUAUACCCAUGUCGCUAAUUAUUUGAUGGUAUCCGUUAACAUCAAACAGAUAUUAUGCAAGUUUUGAUGUUAAUUAAUAUAAUUGUAAAAAUUAUAAUUAAAUGUUAACUAUAAUAAAAUUAAUUAUUUCCACACUUCAACCUAACUAGUCACUGAAUGUUGUUCAACUGUAAAGGAAAACGCUCUGAUUGUAUAAGUGUCCAAAUCAGUCAGAAAUGUCACACGCUAAACAAUUUGUAAUGGAUGUAUAACCUUUCUAAUUGUUUAUAAUUGAAUUAAUCAUGAUUGUUAUAAAAACUUUAGAACUAUUAUAUUAUGUUUUAAAUAUUAAAAUAAAUUACAUUUAAUCAUCCGUAAUAUCUCUUCAACUAUUAAAUUUGAAACUAUUAAACACAACGUUCACCAAAUGCCUCUGCUCGCGACUUAUGGCGCGAUUUUUUUCAAAAAUUCAUUUUUAAAUUGUUUAAAAGUUAUGCUCGAUUCGAAUAUAAAUCGUUAUUCCAUUGAGAAAUUAUUUUAUUUCAAUUGUUAAAAUUUUACUGAAUUGUGAAAUUCGUACGUGAAUGCUUGAUGCGUCCUAAUUUUUUGACCAUUAGUGAUUUAAAGGUAAUUUUGUAUAUGUUAAGUUUUGUUGGAGCUCUUUACUUAGUUCUGCUUAUCAUUCAAUUUUGUUUUAAGUUUUAGAAAAAUAUUUCAUUAAUGUUAAUUUUAUUUUUAAUUGUCGUUUUUAUUGUCUUUGUCAAGAUUUUGGAUACGUUGGUUAUAAGAAAGCUGGUGUGAGAAUGUAUCUAUACACACAAAUUUUCAUGAUUUUGGUAGCAAAUAUGAAAUGUAACGAAUUUUAUUGUCAAAUUUGUCUAUCCAUCUAACUUUUUCUUCAUUCAUCAAACUCUCCAUUCUUCCACUCAGAUAUUCUUUUAACCAUUAUUUAUUCCCAUUUAACUCUCUAAAAGUUGGUGGAUUGUGUUGAAAGGUUGAUAUCAGAUUGUCUGCUGCUAGUGAUCAUUUUUAUUCAUUCAACCAUUCAUCCAUCCAUCCAUUCAUCCAUCCACCUUAUUUAUAAAUGUUUAUCAUUGUUAAUGCUUCUUAAAAUUAUUUUCUAAUAAUUCAUUCAAAUUUUAUUUCAAUAAAACGUUGAAAAUCAAC